Phasianus colchicus (ring-necked pheasant) is the source of this 2514-nucleotide messenger RNA. RefSeq names its product histone deacetylase 3 (gene HDAC3). Gene Ontology annotation, biological process: epigenetic regulation of gene expression. NCBI's taxonomy places the organism in Eukaryota, Metazoa, Chordata, Aves, Galliformes, Phasianidae. The record is from RefSeq and is a predicted model, not a curated record. Gene Ontology annotation, molecular function: histone deacetylase activity.
CAAGCGCUAACAGGCGGUGCGGUCGCGAAGUGAUGACGUAGAAGGGGCGCGGGGCGGCGGUGGCGGCCUGUUCGCCAUGGCGAAGACCGUGGCCUAUUUCUACGACCCGGACGUCGGCAAUUUCCACUACGGAGCUGGGCACCCCAUGAAGCCGCACCGUCUGGCGCUCACCCACAGCCUGGUGCUGCACUACGGCCUCUACAAGAAGAUGAUCGUUUUCAAGCCAUACCAGGCAUCACAGCAUGACAUGUGCAGAUUUCACUCCGAGGACUACAUAGACUUCCUACAGAGAGUGAGUCCCAACAACAUGCAGGGCUUCACCAAAAGCCUCAAUGCCUUCAACGUGGGUGAUGACUGCCCAGUGUUUCCAGGGCUCUUUGAGUUUUGCUCUCGUUACACUGGGGCCUCCCUGCAGGGAGCAACACAGCUGAACAACAAGAUCUGUGAUAUUGCAAUAAACUGGGCAGGGGGCCUACAUCAUGCUAAGAAGUUUGAGGCUUCUGGGUUUUGUUACGUCAACGACAUAGUAAUUGGCAUCCUGGAGCUGCUCAAAUAUCACCCACGUGUUCUGUAUAUUGAUAUUGAUAUCCAUCACGGAGAUGGUGUGCAGGAAGCUUUCUACUUGACAGACCGUGUGAUGACUGUGUCAUUUCAUAAAUAUGGAAACUAUUUUUUUCCUGGUACAGGGGACAUGUAUGAAGUUGGUGCAGAGAGUGGCCGUUAUUACUGUCUCAACGUGCCUCUACGAGAUGGUAUCGAUGACCAAAGUUAUAAACACCUCUUCCAACCAGUCAUUAACCAGGUGGUAGAUUACUAUCAGCCCACCUGCAUCGUAUUGCAGUGUGGUGCAGAUUCUCUGGGUUGUGACCGUUUGGGCUGCUUUAACCUCAGUAUAAGAGGACAUGGGGAGUGCGUGGAGUAUGUAAAGAGUUUCAACAUCCCCUUACUGGUGCUGGGAGGAGGCGGGUACACAGUCCGCAAUGUAGCACGGUGCUGGACUUACGAAACAUCAUUGCUUGUAGAUGAAGCAAUUAGCGAAGAGCUCCCGUAUAGUGAGUACUUUGAAUACUUUGCUCCAGAUUUCACACUUCAUCCCGAUGUCAGUACGAGGAUUGAAAAUCAGAACUCCAGGCAGUACUUGGAUCAGAUCAGGCAGACAAUAUUUGAGAAUCUGAAGAUGUUGAACCAUGCUCCCAGUGUGCAGAUCCACGAUGUCCCUUCUGACUUGCUGAGCUAUGAUCGCACAGAUGAACCUGAUCCAGAGGAAAGAGGCUCUGAGGAAAACUACAGCAGGCCUGAAGCUGCCAACGAGUUUUAUGAUGGUGACCACGAUAAUGACAAAGAGAGUGAUGUUGAAAUCUGAGGAAUCUGAUGGACUCUCUGGACUCUGGAGAUCUGGGACUCUGGACCAUGGGGGGGUUCCCGUGUUGGACACUGGUGCAGUUAAUUGGCUGCAUGGGAGCCAGUGAGCCCUCCCUUCAUAUUUGACUGCAUGCAGUGGCAGCAGAAAACAGCACCACUGCAGACUUCUGCUCCCUGAAAUGCAGAGGGCAGUGAAACAUGUUCCUUGCUUUCCACCAUGCAUCACAAUUCCACCUGUCACCAAUCUGGGAAAUGGAAAUUCAAGCAGCACUCAGACCUGUGCCGUGGAGUGGCUGGCAGCCACGCAGCUGCCUUCUGAGCCCGACUCAGUCAGCUUCUUCAGCUCCCUUGCAGGUUUCUGCCAGAAAGGUGGGAGCUGAAGUGUCUGUGCCUAGAGCCUCUGCCUCAUCAACAGCACACCUGCCACAUCCUGCUGUCCCCAGCCAUCUGCUCAGGUACCCACUUGGUUGUCCUCUUGAAGCCUGCACCUAGGCUUGCUUCCUUGUAUCCUUUCUACCCAUCUGCUGCUCCACAGCUCGGAAAAAAAAACAUUCAACAAGACAAGGCCAGUUCUGGGGUAGGGGUCAGGAGCAUGGUCGGAGCAGGGUGAAAGAAUUGUAUGCAGUGUAGUCUUGUUUAUUUCCCCUAUGCUCAGCUUUGUUCUCACAAAUGGGUAACGCCACACUUUGCCAAGUAGGACCUAACUCCUUUUUUUUUUUUUAAUUAUUUGAAAGGUUAAAAUCACUGUGAAACAGCAGUUUGGUUGCCAAGAUCAGUACACAGUGUGUCUCAUAGCUCUAAUGUAGCUUCUAGCUGUGUUUUCCAAGUUCACAGGUGUGUUUGCAAGAGGCUUGGGCUGCUCUCUGGGAGCAAAAACCACCCUCUCCUGGCUGUGCCCUGGAGAUGUCACUGCUCACGGGUGAAGGAGGCUGCUUCCUACAGGCCCUGCUGUCUUGUCCUCACACAGCAGAGGUUUCCCAGAUUCCAGACUUUGCUGCUCCUUCUCCUGCACUGUCACCUGGUCCUCUUGUGGUUUGGAGGGUGCUGUCUGGGGAGAGGGGGGGGGGCUUAGCCUCUUACUGUAUGUACUGUUCUGUUUGUUUACUGAUGUCUUUAAACAUUAAAUGAAGAGGCAGUAUUUUUCUUACCUGA